Molecule: messenger RNA, 2582 nt
Organism: Chinchilla lanigera (long-tailed chinchilla)
Lineage: Eukaryota; Metazoa; Chordata; Mammalia; Rodentia; Chinchillidae
Gene: Eid2
Product: EP300 interacting inhibitor of differentiation 2
Exons: 3
Coding region: 150-1022 (290 amino acids)
Biological process (GO): negative regulation of DNA-templated transcription
Cellular component (GO): nucleoplasm
Molecular function (GO): transcription corepressor activity
Source: RefSeq, a predicted model, not a curated record
CGGACUGUACGCUUGCGCAUCGCCGGUGCACGGAGCGGUCACAGGUGCGCAUUGCGCUCGCGUACAUGCAGCUGUGCGCACCCCCCUAAGCGCGCUGUCCCGUUGUUUCAGUUUUCCUGGUAGCGGCUGGACAGACCCUGCGGUCCGAGAUGUCCCAGCUCCCCACAGACAUCACUGUCUUGCAGACGGUCGUCACGGAUGGCGAAGACGGCUUCCCUCCGGCGGAGGUAGGCGGCGGAAGGCGGGGCCCGGCCCCGAUGCGGCCCGAGGAGGUCCGGGGAGGCCCGGUGGCGGCGGCGGCGGCGGCGCGGAGAGCUCGGACCGGGAGCCCGGAGCUCGGCUGGGCAGCGGGCGACGAGGAGCCGCAGGAACUGCAGCCCUGCCAGCUUGGGCCGAGCCUAGAGACACCGGCCUGGCUGGUCCACGCCAGCCGCAGACAGUGGCUGAGCAUGGAGCUGUCCCCCCGCAGCCCUCCGGAGAUGCUGGAAUCGGAUUGCCCGUCACCCCUGGAGCUGAAGUCAGCCCCCAGCAAGAAGAUGUGGAUUAAGCUUCGGUCUCUGGCCCGCGGGGCGUCGGCGGCCAGGGAAGGCCAGGUGGGGGCGGCGGCCCGGGAAGUCCGGGUGGCGGAGGUCGCCCGAUUGUUGGGGGAGCCCCUGGAGGAAGAGGGUCCCGAGAACAGGCCCAGGUCCAGAGCUGGCAACGCCGGGAGCCUGGCUGCGUUGCCGUAUCUCCGCCUCCGUCACCCACUUAGCGUUUUAGGAAUUAAUUACCAGCAGUUCCUCCGCCAGUAUCUGGAAAAUUACCCGAUAGCCCCGGGCAGAAUACAGGAGCUUGAAGAACGCCGCAGGCGAUUUGUAGAAGCCUGCAGAGCCAGGGAAGCGGCGUUUGAUGCUGAAUACAUGCGCAAUCCUCAGCGGGUGGAUUUUGACAUUUUAACAUUUACCAUAGCUCUGACUGCAUCCGAAGUUAUCAAUCCUCUGAUAGAAGAACUUGGUUGUGAUAGGUUUAUCAACAGAGAAUAAAAAAAAGUGAUGCAACAGCUCCAAGACAGCCUCCACAUUCACAUCAAACCAUUCCUGCAACUUGAUUUUGAACAGUCCGAGUGUAUCGGGAAUAAGACAGGACACAGUUGGAGCGAGAAGGAAGAAUUACCGUGAGAAAGCACCAGAAAGUGUUUACACUGUCGACAGCCAUUUGUAAGACUCCUGUAACGUUCUUAGAGUUCGUGAUGGCUCCAGAUUCUUUCCCCUGCAUUCCAGAAAAUGCCUCUCAACGUGGCUUCGUUAGAAAGUAAAGGGUGGUUUUAUGAAACUGAGACUUGACCAAGAGAACUUGCCAGUAUUAAAGCCCGUGAUGAAGAAGGAAAUUAUCAGAUAGUGAUUAUGAGGGCAACGAAGUACAGCGGUUUUCAGGACUGAACUGCUGUGGGAAGAAUUUGACAUUGUCAGUAUGUGCUUUCCUCAUGUCGUAAUCAUCAAAAAUUUUUAGUGUCAGGCUGAUUUUCUGUUUUCUGCGGCAUGUCAAAUGGCAAGCAAAGUAAAUACUGUGCAUAUUCCAUGAUAAAGUGUGUUUUCAAAGAUACCACAUUUCUGGAUUUUCCUUUCAUUCAGUUAAGUCAUCGUUCCCCAGACCCAAGAAUAUAAAAUAUACAGUGAAAUGUGCUCCAUCCUCAUCCCCCCUUCACCCAGUCCUAACACAACUUCUGUCAGUGACUGUAGCUCCUUUCUGUCCCACUUUCAUCCUGUAUACACAAGCAAAUGUAAACUCGGGGUUAUUCUUUUCCAUUUCUUCGCAAAAGUUGGCCCAUUGCUUUUCAUUGAGAUCCCUCCAAAUCACUGAACUUCUUUAUUCCUUUUUAGAGCCGCUUUUCUUUCCAUUCUGUUGCUAUGUUGUUACUAACCAGAAAUAUACCGGUGGACAUCUAGUUGCUUUCCACCAUUUGCUAUUGGCAAAAAAUAAUAGUAAUAAUGGCUAUAGUAGUUCCUCUGCUGUGCAUAUCACGUGGCAUGUAUGCAGAUACAGUAUGGCUUCGAUGCUAAAUGCACUUUUCAUAUUUGAAAAUCUCAAGUGGGGGUACUACUUACAUUGACGGUGUAAUGGUAUUUUUCCUGAGGUUUUCAUAAAACUUAUGCAUCUUAUAAUGCGUAGCUUAGAUUCUUCGUUAACUAUAUUACAUAUAGGGUGAACCUACGGAAAUGAGAAUUCUGGACGAAAAAAUGCAUUUGAAACAUUAUAGAUACUGCGAAGUUGCCUUCUAUCACUUUACACGUCCACAAGCAGUUAAUAAACGUGGUCAUGUCCUUGCUGUUUAGCCAACACUAAACUAUCAGUAUGUGGCUCUUACCAAUUUGAUAGUUGAAGAAACAGUGGAAUACUUUUAAUUUGUUUUUCUCUUCUAAGUGAUGUUAAAUUUAAGAGUUGUUUACCCUUUUCUGUGAACUGUGUGUUCAUACUCUUUGUCAUUUUUCUAAAUAGUUUUGUCAUUUCUUUAUUGACUCUAGUAGUUCCGUAUGUACUAGUGAUAGGAGGUAUGAUGAUAUCUUGUGAUAUGUUACAAAUAUUAUUUUCUACUUUGUCAUCUC